AUGUUGAAAUCUAUAUAUGACAACCAUGGUCAACCUAAAAGGAAAUACUCAAAAAGGGAGGACAAAAGUCAUUCAAGAAGUCCCAAUGGCAGUGGUCAUCAGAAGUAUUCAUUAGAUGAACUAGAUGAUUAUCUACAAGUUGAAAGAGACGCCCAAAGAAUAGGGACAAUACAGCAGAAUACACAAGAUGAGCCACAUGUCCCCGAAGUGGUAAAGAGUCAAGACCUGUCCAAUGGGGAACCAAAGACAUACCUUACUGGAGAUGGAUAUGAUGAUGAUGAUGAUAUUGAGAUGGUACUAGACAGCGUUGAAAAUAAUGAACAGCAAGAUUUUAUUAACAUAAUUCCCAUAAAUAAUCAGACUGAAGAGUUUAUAUCAAUAGAUGGUUCUCAGUCGCAAAUACCAACCUGUUUCGUGAUAGAUACAAAUUUUAUAAUAUCUCAUCUUGAGAUACUAGAAAAUUUGAGAUCGUUAUUUACCCAAUAUCAUCAUACAAUUAUUAUACCAAGAUAUACAAUUCGAGAGCUAGAUGGAUUGAAAGGAUCAGAUAGAGUAAUUGAGAACAAUGAGUGCGGUAGUUCUACCAAUAGACAUAAAAGUGUUGGGGAAGCUGCAAGAGCUGCAAAUACAUGGAUAUACAGUCAUUUAGCAAAUACAUCUAGUGGUGUCAUUGGCCAAAAAUUAUCCCAACGAAUAAAUAUUAAUUCAAUAAAAGAUGAUUCCAUUUUAGAUUGUUGUCUUUAUUUUAAGGAAAGAAAGAAUUGUUUUGUAAUAUUGUUGUCCAAUGAUAAGAAUCUUUGCCUGAAGGCUUUAACCGAAGAAGUUCUUACAGUAUCAUACAGAACGGGAAUGACUGGUGAACUUAUAGCGAGGAUUGCCUACGACGAGAGAAACUACAGGUUUGGUUCAACAACCGAAGAGUUGAGUCACCCAUCGACGAGCGUUUCUGGUCAAGAUGUGUCUGUUGGUCGCCAUAUGGACUCAGCGAGACCUCCAUUCUCAGAAAUUUCAGCUCGUAUAUUUGAAGAUGUCACUGUCAUGGUGAUAGAAUCGACUAAGCGUAUAAUGUUGGAUGAAUAUGGUGAUACUGUAGAGUUUUUGGAUUUCAAUUCAAAUAGCUUACAUAGUUUAGUGGAUGUCUCCAAAUGUAUAUACACAUACUGGGUGUCAGUAUUUUCUGAAUAUUUCCGAGGAAGCAAUCUUAUAAAAGAGAGUUGGAAGGACCUUCCUGUAGCAUUAACCAGUUUGCCCACUCAAAAUGAAACUCUUCAUAUAUUUCAACAAUUUUGGUGUGAUAUUUUAGAACAUCUAUUUAUCAAAAGCAAUGUGGUAGAUCAGGAAAAAUUACUGACAAAAUUAGAGGGAUGGGAACGACUUAUUGCAAAUAUCAUUUAA
Maudiozyma barnettii is the source of this 1395-nucleotide messenger RNA. RefSeq names its product mRNA-processing endoribonuclease (gene SWT1). Gene Ontology annotation, cellular component: nucleus. Bases 1 to 1395 code for a protein of 464 amino acids. The transcript has a single exon. NCBI's taxonomy places the organism in Eukaryota, Fungi, Ascomycota, Saccharomycetes, Saccharomycetales, Saccharomycetaceae. The record is from RefSeq and is a predicted model, not a curated record.